AUGACUCCUAAGCUUCCAUCUGCGCGCAAACGCGGUAGGCCGUCACUGAACCGCGCCUCUUGGCCCUAUGAGGCGUAUCCUCCUGGGCGGAAUGAAUUCAAUUCAAUGAACCGCGCCUCAUCAUCACCAGAUUAUCCAACCCAGCGAUCGUUACACGCAGCGCAGCGCAUUCAUCAAGCAUGUGGCAUGUGGCCAACUGAGUUCUGCAAAGGUUUUGUACCUGAGACUUGGGGUGUUCGACUUAUCGAGAGCCUUUCUACAUUGAAGGUUUUCGCCACUAGCCAUCCGCGCUCAGAUCGCCCGCGACUUCGUGAGCUAGAUAUAGCAAAGGUGCGGAAGUGGCUACGUGGGAUGGGUAUUGAUACUAAACAAACACGGCGAUGGAAUGGACGUGCGGAUGAUGAGGAUCGGACUGCGGAGAAAGAUCUCAGCAAAUACGGAGACAAAAAUGAAGAAGAGACUGGAGAAGAUCCCGACUUGACUGUCGAAGACGAAGAGAGCGCCCCUCAUAAACGAAAUCUUUGGUCGCGAAGCAGAGACAUCGGUGAUAUUCAGGAUGAUGAGCCUAUGGAGGACACCAUAGCGGCCAAUCCUAGGUCUGGGCCUGCUAUAAUCAAUGGACAAUCCAGGGGCAGUCCUGUCGCCUCCAGCUCCGGCUCCAGCUCCGGCUCCAACGCAGCCGAGUCAAGCGCUUGCCCUCGGCGCGACUUUCAACCACCAUCUCGCUUGGCUCAUGAUACCUCCCGGAGCUCUAUUCGCCGUCCAGAGGGACCAGAUGAACAAGCCUCCCAAACGACGGCGCCUCUCACCUCUGCUUCUCAGAACGCCCAGGGUGCUCAACGAUCUGGUGUGCAACCGCUCAAGCAAACAGCGUCAUCUGUUCCGGGCCAUCCUCAGACUCCCGUGUCUUUUCCUGCGACAACUCCACAGGGCACUACGCGUCCUCCGCAACAACAAGGCAGCCAGGGAUCAGCAACCGCGGCUCAGAACUCUGUACAGCUUCGCGCACAAUCAUCAGCAUCUCUACCCACCCCCCAGAGCGCGCGACAGCCUGACCAGCAAUCAAGUAGUCAGCCAUCCAUGUCCGGAACGAGUUCUCAAAGCCCCUCGACUCCUCGCGCACAAGCCAGCUCGCAGCCAGCACUGUCUCGUUGUACCGGCACUACUUCUCAGGCCUCCCAGAGCUUUCAGCAGCAACCGAACCACCGACCAUCGGCGUCUAUCAAUACGACUCCUCAAGCAUCUCUACACUCCCACCUAGGAGGCAGUCAACCAUCGACACCUCGUCCCAUCGCCCCUGCUAGGGCUAACAAGCGCCCUGCUCCGCCAUCGCCAGUAAACACAUUUACAUCCACCAACAACUUCAUCAACCGCACAGCGGCGAGCAUUUCAGAAUCACUCACAGCCCCUUUAACCAAAAGACAAAAGACUGCUGACAUUCAAUGUCCAAGUUCACAGGUGACUGGAUCAUUGGAUUGGAACGCUCUUCUUCCCACCGGAGACGAAUUCAGAGCAAGCUUGAAGGCUGCUUCGGCUGCCUUAUUUCCUCAUAUCAAGAGCUUCGAAGAACUUUUAACAUCCAUCAAUGACGAACACUGCCGACUCACCGCAUUUGAGCGCAGCCUCAGACCUACAAAGAACGAGCAAGCAACGGAACAGGAAAAAGCCCAAGACGCGCUCAAGGAUGUCGAGAAAUCAAUGGCCACCGAGAACAAGUUGCUCAGGGACCUGGAAGAUCUCUACAACAAAUAUCCUGGAGAUAACGAACUUCGCACGUUCCUGGAUAAACGAAGACGAACGGUUCGCGAACAUGAAGAGGUAUAUACCGCGGUCAAAAUCCAACUUGACAAGAGUGCUUCUGGGCUUUUCAAAACCGAUAGCAAGAUUGCGUUGGCUACCAAGAGGAUUGGGCAGCUUGAAGCCGAGAAGGCCGAGGUCAUGAAAGAGAAGAUGGGGAUUAAUACGGCGGCGAAACGAUUAAUGCUUAUAUCUCGUUUUAUAGAACCCGGCUGGCAAGCUAGACUGGCUAUGGUUGAGGAGGCUUUGGGAGAAGAAGUUAUGCAGUUUGCAUUUUCAUAG
Molecule: messenger RNA, 2079 nt
Organism: Fusarium poae
Lineage: Eukaryota; Fungi; Ascomycota; Sordariomycetes; Hypocreales; Nectriaceae
Exons: 5
Coding region: 1-2079 (692 amino acids)
Source: RefSeq, a predicted model, not a curated record